Messenger RNA from Rubroshorea leprosula, 1284 nucleotides. The record is from the annotation of a GenBank genome assembly. Lineage: Eukaryota; Viridiplantae; Streptophyta; Magnoliopsida; Malvales; Dipterocarpaceae.
GCUGUUCUUCUUCUUCCCUGCAGCCGGCAAGGAAACCCAGCCAAGCCGACAGCACUCCCUUGAGAAAACCGGUAAAAGCUUGGGGAUUUCUCCUUCUUUUCUUGCUCUAGAACACAUAUAGAACCCAGAAACUUCCCCCCCCUCCAGAGAAUUUCCGGAUCUGCUUUGCUCUGUUCCUCACCAUCGGCUGCUCCUGCUUUGUGGGGGCGAAUUGCUCUGGUUUUUGGUUUCCCCUGAAUUUUCUGCACUUCCCGCCGGCCUCCCCAAGCCACAACUCUGGUUUUUUGCUGGAUUUUUGGUUCCUGAUCGUUCUGUCAGUUUAGCACUAAGAUUGAGUCCUCAGUUUUAUGCGAGUGAGGUAAGUAAAUUAUGGUAACGCCCUUCGAUUUUAAAGCAUAUUUUAACUUGUUUUUGAAUGGUGGCGGGACUAAACCCGUUUUACACAAAUAUGAGCAUGACUGAUUUGAAAUGAAAUUGUUAUGUUUUCUAUUGAAUUGAGUAUGCCUACUUGAAGUUUAUUUAACUGCCUUGAUGAUCUGGAAAUGAUGUGUAAAGUAUGGUUUUUCUGUUAACUUCUGCCUGUUUUGUCUCCGAUGUGGUCAUGUUAUUAGUGACCCUGCUAAUGGGGAUUUAUAAACGCUAGCACAUGUCGACAUGUUAUUGAUAAAACCAGUUCGUUCGAGUGACCCUGCUAGUGGGGGUUAUACACCAGCAAAUAGUGUGCCUGCCAGUGGGAGGUUUAUAACACUGGCCAUGACCUAUAGAGGAGACGUCUAUUUCAUUCCCGUACUUUUUUCCUUGUCCACCAUUUCAGGAAGCGAAAUCGAGAACGGGGAAACCAUGGGAAGUGACGAGUUAGAAGGCUAGUCAUUUCAAGAUUGAUAUAGAUUUUAGAAAUAAAUCAUGCUUUUGUAAGAUAGAUUUUACCUUGAAUUUAUGAGAUCAAAACAGAUUUCAGUCAUUAGAUCAAUUACUUGGAUUUAAGUCAUUUUGGAUAUAGAAAUAAAUUGAGAUGUUUGAUUUAAGUUAUGGAGUGGUAUCAGAUUGUGGUAUGAUAAGUUUCGAGCCUUGUGCAUUUAUGGGUUCCUCUCACGAGUGCACGGCGUUUGUCACGCCUCGGAUUCAGGUUCUGGGGCGUGACAGUGACAUAGGGGUUUAAAGGCUUGUUGCACAUGCUAAAUGCAAUCGUGAUUCCUACGAAAGUAAAUUAGGUUUUAUUUUUUUUUUUUUGUUUCUUUUGUUUUUUUUAUUUUACUCAAGGAAGAGUAAAACUUAAGUUUGGGG